UGAGAUUGUGCUCCGAUUUUUUUUUUUUUAUUUAUUUUUGUACGAAAUUCACAUACUGUUUUGCCCGUAUUAGGCCGCAAUAGCUUAUGUAAAACUCAUAUGUACCAGAGGUUCUCUUAUCAAUACAGAAAAACUAAACAACAAAUUGCACGAGUCGAGCUGGAGGUCAUGCUGGCAGAAUACUUUUUUGCUUGAUGUCGAUUGUCAAUUACCUUGAGGGUGUUACGAUGUCCACUACCAGUUUAAAUACGAAUGCUAAUAGCGACGGCGAGGCGGAUACGGUGUCUGUGGCGCUUCGAGUGCGUCCCUUGGUCAGGUCGGAGAUUGAACGAGGAUGCCAGAUAGCCGUACAGCGGGCCGGUGAUGGAUCACCACAGGUAACCGUGAAUCGAGCCGAAACAUUCACCUAUAACUAUGUGUUCGACACCGCUGAUAGCCAGCAGGAUAUCUAUGAUGAUUGUGUGCAUCCGAAACUGAAGAAAUUGCUAAGCGGUUAUAAUGUUACGAUACUCGCAUAUGGUCAGACCGGGUCCGGAAAAACGUAUACCAUGGGCACAUCAUUCAAUGGCAUAAUGGACGAGAAUGCCGGGGUGAUACCGCGAGCCAUUCAUGAGAUAUUCAAAGAGAUCGAUGCCAUGUCGUCGUCAGAUACGACAAGUAAAAGCAAAUUUGUGGUCACAUGCUCAUUUGUGGAACUGUAUCAGGAGCAAUUAAUUGAUUUGUUUUCCCCAAAUCGGAGUACAGUGGAUGUGCGUGAGGUGAAGAGUCGGAUUGUGAUGCCUGGCUUGACCGAGCUGCAAGUGCAAUCGGCAAAAGAAGUGACUGAUUAUCUAAUGAAAGGCUCGGCUGGCCGAGCUGUCGGCUCUACAGCCAUGAAUGAGUCCUCCUCACGAUCCCAUGCCAUAUUUACAAUAACUGUUGUGGCCAGCCAAACGGACGGCAGAGAUUCGGUGACAACCUCAAAAUUCAAUCUGGUGGACUUGGCCGGAUCCGAACGUGCUUCCAAGACAUUAGCCAGCGGUGAUCGAUUUAAGGAGGGCGUUAAUAUUAACAAAGGAUUACUAGCAUUGGGCAAUGUGAUCAAUUCGCUGGGCUCUGGUCAAGCCUCUGGCUUUAUAGCCUAUCGGCAAUCGAAGUUGACGAGGUUAUUACAAGAUUCGCUGGGUGGUAACUCAAUAACCUUGAUGAUUGCCUGCGUCAGUCCAGCCGAUUAUAAUGUAGCCGAAACUUUGAGCACUUUGCGGUAUGCGGAUCGUGCCCUUCAAAUUAAGAAUCGUCCAGUGGUCAAUUUGGAUCCUCAUGCUGCCGAGGUCAAUCAACUAAAGGAUAUCAUUCAAAAACUGCGUAUGGAUUUGCUAUCACAAGGAGCAGUUGGAGGAAUGAGCAGUUCCCUGACCGCCGCCCUGGGUUCAGCCGGCUUGGAGUCGGUACAAACUGUUAGUCCAAUGGGCAGUGGCAUGAGUGCCACAGAGAGGCAGCGUCUGAUGGAGAAAUUGCAGUUGUUAGAGCAAAAGAAUCUCAAAUUGCAAAAGGAUCUCCACAAUGCCCUAGUCGAUGUUGCCGAGAAUGAGAUGAGAGCGCAUAUUGCCGAACAAAAUCAUGAUAAGAUUAAAACUCAUUUACUUGAGAUGAAAACUAAACUAAAGCUACAGUAUGAGCAGAACCAGAAAAAGGAGGAGGCUGGCGAUAUGACCGAAUUUUGGCAGGUGUUUAACGAGGCGGUUGAUUUGGCCCAUCAGGAAAUGGAGCGUUCCGAAACGGAGAUGAAAGAGUUAACGCAUACAUCUAUUAGGUCGACUGCAAGCAACAAUGACACCGACAACGCCGGUGAGCUUCAGGAGCUAAAUCAGAUGGAGGAGUACACGGCCAAACAGUUAAAUCUCAAUGGUGAACUGAAGAACAUUAAUCGUCAGCUCAAUCUCAAGCAGGAGCUGCACGAACGUGUCCUAAGCAAUUUCAGUCGCCUCCAGAUGGAAGUUGGCCAGUCUACCCUGGCAGAGGAGGCGGCUGCCAACAAGAAGAUAGAUGAACUCGAGUCUGAACGACGCCAGCUGCUCGAGAAGCUGCGCUCAAUGAAAUGCAAGGACACCAAUGUCUCCAAAUUGGCCGAGGAGCGUAGGAAGAGACUGCAUCAACUGGAACAAGAACUGGGUGGAAUGCGCCGCAGAUUACAGACCAUGAGCAAUGUGGUUAAAAUGCAUGAAAAAGAAAAGGCAAAGAUCACGAAUCUCAGUCAAGAGAUCAGGGAUAUGAAAGAAGCAAAGGUCAAGCUGAUACGGGCCAUGCGUCAGGAAUCAGAGAAAUUCCGUCAAUGGAAAAUGAUUAGAGAAAAGGAGGUCACUCAACUUAAAUCCAAGGAUCGUAAAUUGAAAAGCGAAAUGGCUAGGCAGGAGCAACUGCAUGUCAAGCAGCGAAACGUACUCAAACGCAAAUGUGAGGAGGCAUUGGCCGCCAAUAAGAGACUGAAAGACGCCUUGGAGAGGAAGGCUUCGGCCCAGGCUCAGCGUCAACGUCAGCAACAAAAUGGUAACACCACCACUAAGACUAAGGAUAAUAUUGCUGCUAUUGACCAGGAGCUGGAGAUCAUUUUAUCGGUACUCGAUGCGGAAAUUAUUCUGGAAACCCUCAUGGAAGAUCGAGCCAUUCUCGCCCAGGAAUAUCAAGAGCUAAAACAAAAUGCUGGCGAUGAAGAAAAUCAAGCAUUACUAUCGGCAAUGGAGGAAGACUUGGAGAUGAGGAAUGCCCAGAUCGCUGAUUUCCAGCAAAAGGUGCAACUCAACAAUAUAGACACCCAUGUGUCCAUAUUGGCCGAUAACGUUCAAAGUUUGGGCGAGUCUCGAACAGUGAGCAAACAUGUGCUUAAAACCAUGAUUCAGCAGCGACGUGAUCAUGCCCAGGCCAUGGCCGAGCAACGUAUACGUCUCACUAAUCAUAUCAAUCAGUUAACCGUGUUCGAGGCGAAACAACUUGAAUUGGCCGAGCAACUGCAGCGAGCCGAACAGCAGCAUAGGGAGGAAAUGCAUUGCCAACAGCGAGAGUAUGAGGAGAAGGUAGCCGUCCUACUGCGCUCUGCCCAAGCAAACAAUGGAGAUGUACAGCAGCAAUUUGAGAAAGGCGGCCAAACGUUUAUAAUUGAGGAUUUGUUAGCGUCCAAGGAGGCUAUACAAUUGGAAUUGGAUGCACUGAAAUCAAAGGCGGACAAACCAAAGAAAUCCGCUCCACGAGAUACCCUUGCGACCGAGUGUAUCGAGAUCCUGGAAGAUUCCAUAAUGGAGAUGGAUGACAGCUGCGAAUUAGAUCCUGACUGGAAGCCCAGCAUUUCCAGGCGCCGCAAAAAGCUGGAUGUCACCAACAAAUCGAAGGCGGAGGAAACUACAAUAUCUGAAGCCGAUCAAUCAUCCAACUCAAAUUGUUCGGGAUUGGUGUCAUGCAAAUGCCGGAUUAGAUGCGAUUCAAAGCGUUGUCUCUGCUAUGUAAAUGGAUCGAGUUGUUUACCCAGCUGUCGUUGUAAGGGCUCUUGCCACAAUCCCUCAAACUCAAUUUUCGAGGAUGAAGAUCAGGAUGAUAAUGACAAAGAGAAUUUGGUCGAAAUGCCACCACCUACCACAGAUCGACCACUGCAAAGUAAUCCGAAUCUGGCGAAGCGCACCUCCAGCAUAGAGACAAUAAAAAGUGAGCCAGGAUCAAUGACUACGUUACCCAGCACUCCGACUACUAGUGAUGAAAAUAUACCAAAAUUGGCUAGAAUGUCCGGACUAACUUUUAAUACGCCGCGAAGGAAAUUUUUUUAAUUAGGGGAGUGCGCAAACUAAUGCGUAUUCUGAAAACUCCAACGGAAACCAAAAGUCAUUCCAAGCCUAUAUAGAUGGAUAUGAUCAGCAGCACUAACAACGGAAGGUCCUAUCCUGUCCUGUCUGUUUGCAAUCCAUCCAUCCUGUUUUUCGUUCGGAGACAAAAACUGUAUGAAGAAUACUUCACCACCUAAUAUAUGCUAUGUAUGCCGCACUUCCCCUCUCCUUCCAAGAAACACUUUAUACUUAUAGUCUAAAUAUGUCAAUUUGUAUUUAAGCUAAACAAAAAUAUUAGAAGUUAGAAGAUAUAGAAUGUCAUCGAAUAUGCAGUUUUCUGACAUUCCUCUCUCCCUUACCGUUUAUAUAAUGUUUGCAUAAUUUUAAGUAUAUUGGCUACCCUCGA
Drosophila willistoni is the source of this 4194-nucleotide messenger RNA. It is a transcript of the gene Klp3A, whose product is annotated as chromosome-associated kinesin KIF4A. Gene Ontology annotation, molecular function: ATP binding; microtubule binding; microtubule motor activity. The record is from RefSeq and is a predicted model, not a curated record. Gene Ontology annotation, biological process: mitotic spindle organization; microtubule-based movement. NCBI's taxonomy places the organism in Eukaryota, Metazoa, Arthropoda, Insecta, Diptera, Drosophilidae. The coding region runs from base 195 to 3791 and encodes 1198 amino acids. The transcript has 5 exons.